GGGAAGGAAAGACCUAAAAGUUCUCCUGGAAAUAACCACAGGAUAUAGUCUCGCUUAUUCCUUUUAUAUGCCCUUCUACGAAGUAUCUUUUUCGGCUCCACUUUUCUGGUGCUUUGUGAGCUGUGGUUCUCAUUUUAAAUACCGGAAAGCACGGUGAAUACAGACAUCUAUGGAGCUGUACUGCUUGGAAGCGGACGCGGUGGUGCGAGCCCGUCCCGACCCGAACCUCCUCGGCGAUGACAGAGUGUUGCAGAGCCUGUUGACUAUCGAGGAGAGGUUUUUGCCUCAGUGCUCGUAUUUUAAAUGCGUACAGAAAGAUAUCCAGCCUUUCAUGAGAAGGAUGGUGGCCACCUGGAUGUUAGAGGUAUGUGAGGAACAAAAAUGCGAGGAGGAAGUUUUCCCACUGGCUAUGAACUACUUGGACAGAUUUUUAGCGGUUGUGCCCACCAGAAAGUGUAACCUGCAGUUGCUCGGCGCGGUGUGCAUGUUUCUGGCGUCCAAACUGAAGGAGACGCGUCCUCUAACUGCAGAAAAGCUGUGUAUCUAUACUGAUAACUCCAUGAGACCGCAAGAGCUUCUGGAAUGGGAACUGGUAGUUCUUGGUAAAUUGAAGUGGAACCUGGCAGCAGUUACUCCUAAUGAUUUUAUUGAACACAUUGUAAAGAGACUGCCACUGCCUGUGGAUAAGCUGGACCUGAUCCGCAAGCAUGUGCAGACCUUCAUUGCUCUUUGUGCAACAGAUUUUACUUUUGCCAUGCUCCCUCCAUCCAUGAUUGCCACAGGCAGCGUCGGAGCAGCAAUCUGUGGACUGCAACUCAACAGUACUGACCGUGCACUUUGGGGAAACAACCUUACAGAAUUGCUUGCCAAGAUCACAAACACAGAAGUUGAUGUUCUGAAGGAAUGUCAGGAGCAGAUUGAACGUGUGCUGAUUACCAGUCUAAGAGAGGGACAUCGGCAGCAGCACAAGCAGCAACAGCAGGAUCAGAGCAAUCCUCGCAACAAAACCUUGGAAGACCAGGACCAGUCCAGCACCCCAACCGAUGUGCGAGACAUCAACUUGUGAGCUUGCAGAAGGAGCGGCACCUGGAUUUAAAGGAAAAAAAAAACAAAAAACAAAAAUGACAAAAAACAGCCCAUCAUAAAGUGCUUGCUAGUCUUUGUAGGUUUUUUAUUCUUUUUUUAAAGUAAAAACAUUAUGGAAGAAAAAGAACAUUACAAAAGAAUUUAAAGAUAUUUUAAAUGCAAAUUAGUUUUUUAAAUGAUUAAUAUUAAUGCAAAAAUCCUUAUGGUGCCCCAGAUUAAUAUAAGGGAAGCCUAUAGCAUUUUGCAAACUAUUUUUGAUUGCAUAAAACGUUAUAUUAAGAAGGUUUUUAAAGAGUUUGAAAGGCUUUUUAGAACAGUCAACUUCUAAAGACUGGUAUGUAAAGGUACACAAGCAGGGCUAUGUUUUUUUUCUGUUUUAUGUUUUGGUUCAUGUUUGAAAAGCCUGAGCUUAAACACACACAGGGCUGUCAUGAUACUGUUUUGUGGAUUCCCCAUUUUGGUGUUGUGGUAAAGAUAAAAGGCCCAGAAAUGUGUAGUGGGACAGGUGUGUCAAAGCCCUACACAAAAACUGUGAGCAGUUUUUGUUAGGCCAAAGGGCCCUCUGGAUAUAAUUUGGUUUGAUAUGUUUUAAAUUUACUUCACUUGUCAAUGAGUCACAUGACGGUGUUUUAAAAAGUUUAAAUGGCAUGAAGUCAUGCAGAACUAAUUUUCAAGGUGAUUUCAUUGUUGAUAAUUGCUUGAAGUUUUGAAUGUAUCAACCAAAUUCAUACAUGCAUUGAAACUGAACAGUGCAUUAGCUUGCCCAGUGGGAGUAGCAUGUUUUGAGAACAUGUUAUUGUUAUUGUUAUUAUUAUUAGUAAUAUUAUUAUUAUUAUUAUCAGAUCAUCAAUUUAUUGUCUGAAUUAUCAAAAUAUACAAUUUUAAUAAGCUUUUGUCAAGCUGCUUGUGUGUGUGUGCGUGUGUGUUUCUGUAUGUGGUUACAUGGAUGUGUUUGAAGAGAAACGCGUAAAUGCUUUGGUUAAAGAUCCGCUUGGAUGUUGUUUGAGAUGGAGAUGGACACAGAGUUAAAGGACUUAACAGAAGGUAGUGAAUAAGUCUGCAGCGCUUUUGUUUGCUUUGAAGGGCCACUGGCCACCUGUAUUAUUGCCUUCUAUACAUGCGCUUUUACUUUCUGGCCUGGGUCAUGGGGCAGUGCCCAGCCCAGUGCUUAGUUCUGAGAGGAGGCAAGACAGGGAACAGAGGGAGGAGGCAAAAGACCACCCUAGUUAAGGUGUUUUUAAGGUAAAACGGUUUCACUAUAGAGGCUAUUACAAAGUAGCUUGCAUGAAAUACACCUUAUUUUAAAUUGUCAGUUGUGAGGUGCAUUUUGGCUUGUUGUGGUUAUAGGUUUAAAAAGCUGAAGACUUUUUUGAGUAUUUUGCAAAAAGGUGCUAGUAAGGAUUAGCGAAAGUGGAUUCUGCAUGCAGUAAGUCAAAGUGCAAAACAGCAUGAGAUUUGUGCUUAGAUGAGGGGAAUGAUAAAGCUGUGUGAGUUUAAGGAGAGACAUAAGCUGCUGCUGAGAUGAACAUACAUUGGCAUACAGGAAAGGAGGCCAAAGGAGAAGAUCAGAUGUGGUUCCAGAGAUCACAUGAUAAUUUAAGUUUUUUUUAUGUAUUUGCUUGUUUUACUGUUAAGUUUGUGUCGUUCUAGUUUUUUUAAAUUAAUAAAUCAGACCAGUAUCUGAACCAGUUUAAUUGACACUGCCAGCUAAUUUUAGGGGAAGGUAAUACACAGGGAAGCUGAAGUGAUGAGGGGACAUUUGUUGAUCUGUGUAUCUGCAGUUCCUCAGUUUCAACGGCAAAGCACUUUGAGCAAAUACUUCCCUACCAAAAAAGAGGGUUGGUGUAGUGUUUUGUACAAAGUAAAUUGUAAUACCAAUGUGGACAUUCCAACAACAAGCAUAAUAACAUUUCCAGAUAUGGAGGGAAAUGCCAUAGAUUUUUUUAUCCUCUUUUCUUUACUUGAAAUUUUGUUUGCUGUUCAUUUAAAUGUUGAUUGGUUUCAUAACAUCAGUAAUUUGCCCACUGUAGGGUUUUUUUAUUUAUAUAAAAUGAACUGGUAAAAGCUGCUUUAUCACUGUUAAAAUGCCUUGUUUAAUAUGGUGCCUUAAUCUUUGUGACAAGUGAUUUUUGUGUGCCUUUGUGCAUUGGUCAGACUACAGAAGUAACCCGAAUGUCCACUAUCCAGUCAUCUUAAAACCUGCUGCUUUAAAAGUUGGGCUGGCAUGGGAUUUACUAAGUUUCACAUGAUUCAUAGCUCUCUGACCAAGAUUUAGGCAGUGUGCAUUAACAGCACAACACAAAUACUUGUGCACUAGUCUCUUAGCUAGCAUUAAGGUAGGGGGCAGCUGGUGAAGUCAGUCUUUUUGUUGAGCCUAUUGUAUACGUGGGUUAAACAAACAAUAGUUGUUUUCCAUAAAUAGUCCACAUUUCUUUGACCCUUUAUUAUCUGAUUGUGCUGCAUUUUCCGACUUUCUUAGUUUGCCCAGCUCAGCUCUAAAACAAAUUUUAAUACUCUUUAUAAAAUUUGAAUUGGUUCAAGUUUUGACUGUGCCUAAAAUUUUGCUUCUUAAGGGUUGAUAUUCCAAAGUGAACAGAGGUAGAAGUGGUUGUGAAGACAUCAAUCAAGUGUCAAUAUUUUUCAUUGUUGUUUUUCCGCUGCUAAAAAAGCUAUGAUUUUUGUUUCAUCUUAUACACAAAAAUAACAUAGUUGUGAUGUCACUUGAGUGUGCUGCUAUUUUAUAAACUAUUGUAUUAUAAUUAUUUUACUGCUUACAAAAUAUUUUGAGAAUGCAGAAGGGUGAUGGAAGAUCUUCAAAUGUAAUGAGUGUUGACUGGAAAUGCUCUUUGUACAGUAUGCUCUGAAAGCAUGAUUCUUUUCUCUUUUUUAUAUGUUCUCCUGCUUUCCUUUUUCUCACACAGUCUGUAUGUACGGUAUAUCUGUACCUCAGGUUUACUGGACAAACACAUCUCUCAGUACCUCAUAAAGCAUCACAGUUUUUUGGGAGCCAACAAGACCACAUACAGAGGAUAUUAUGAUGGAUGUACUUUAAAUAGUCUUUAAUAAAUGGACCAAGAAAGGCAUAAGGCUCCCACCUGGACUUUGUAGUGGAUGGAGGAGAACAAAAUUCACCAAUAAUUUACAUUAAGCUGUAAAUGCCAAUUUAAACAGACAUUUGCAUCUUUGUGGGUACAUUUGUGGAUAAAGUCAAAAUCUGAAUAAACAUGGUAGUUAAUCAUACUAAUAAACUACCAGUUCACAUCUUGCUUUAUCCCAGUCUCCAUACAAGACAUAUUUCAGGUAUGCCAAAGUUACAUCAGUCUCUAGUAUUAACUGUGACAUACUGCCAAUAAGACAGCCUCACCAGCACAUCACUGCCUGCAAGUUACCCAAUAAACAUUUAAAUGUCAAAUUUUACAGUAUGUAUUCUAUCUCAUCCCUCCACUAUGACCAUGUCACGUACCUCAAUUAUGUCUGUUGCACAACCUCUCUUCAAUAAAUAUUUGCUUCAA
Molecule: messenger RNA, 4598 nt
Organism: Trichomycterus rosablanca
Lineage: Eukaryota; Metazoa; Chordata; Actinopteri; Siluriformes; Trichomycteridae
Gene: ccnd2a
Product: cyclin D2, a
Exons: 5
Coding region: 170-1066 (298 amino acids)
Biological process (GO): mitotic cell cycle phase transition; regulation of cyclin-dependent protein serine/threonine kinase activity
Cellular component (GO): nucleus; cytoplasm; cyclin-dependent protein kinase holoenzyme complex
Molecular function (GO): cyclin-dependent protein serine/threonine kinase regulator activity
Source: RefSeq, a predicted model, not a curated record